AUGUUCAAGAAAGCACUCCAAGACCACCCAGGCAGUGGCACAAGACCUCUCCAUCAAACCGACUUAUUGCGUGCUAAUGUAACGGCCCAUUCGAAGCCACAACCUCAGCAACAAUCCGGUGGUGUCAAACGAAAAAUCGAAGUGGGCGAGUCCUCGCUGGGGUCUCUUCAUAACGCGGUUUAUUUCGAUGAAAAUGACUUCGAUGAUGAUUUGGACCUCGAUGAGCCACAGCCACUGAUUGCACCGAGCGUGGCUGGCUCCACCAUCUCUAAGACGGUCACAUAUCCAAGCCUUGACACUUUAUCAAGAAUUGGCCAGUCGGUUUACGGCAACGAAAAUCCAACGGAAGUCAAUUACCCCGAUCUUCCACCUAUAUCUCAAGAAGCAGCGGCUCCUCCCAGCAGCAUGGUGUUACCAUGGUCGUCAUCGCCCCCCCUCCCAUUUCCAGCCGCCCGCGAAGAAACCUCACCGACAGAACCAUGGAACAAGUCCGAGAGCACCAUCAAAGCGGAGCAGAAAGAGUUGCGACAAGAAUACAAGAAGACCCAAAAAGUCGAUGCGAAGUCGAAAGCACAGGAUUCGAAAAUCGCCACUGUGUUUUUGAGCGACGAGCAAAGAGCUGUUCUUGAAGCUGUUGUCGACCGUGGAAAGAGCAUGUUCUUCACCGGUUCUGCAGGAACGGGAAAAUCGGUACUCAUGAGGGAAAUUAUUGCGAAGCUGCGCAACACAUAUCGCAAAGAGCCCGACCGAAUUGCAGUUACAGCAUCAACAGGUCUUGCGGCCUGCAACAUCGGGGGUGUAACUCUCCACAGUUUUGCUGGGAUUGGUCUAGGGAAAGAGCCAGUGCCUGAACUAGUGAAAAAGAUUAAGAAAAACCAGAAAGCUCGGAAUCGCUGGCUGCGUACCAAGGUCCUUGUCGUUGAUGAAGUCUCCAUGGUAGAUGGGGAUCUAUUUGAUAAACUCGAAGAGAUUGCCCGACGAAUCCGCAACAAUGGUCGUCCCUUUGGAGGAAUCCAGCUUGUUGUAACAGGCGACUUUUUCCAAUUACCUCCUGUCCCAGAUGGAGGCAACCGGGAGGCAAAAUUUGCGUUUGCAGCUGCUUCCUGGACAACUUGUAUUCAACAUACCGUCCUUUUAACUAACAUCUUCCGUCAACGCGAUCCGGAGUUUGCUGAUAUGCUGAAUGAAAUGCGAUUGGGGAAAAUUACCCCUCGUACGAUUGAGGCCUUCAGACGGCUCUCUCGGCCCCUUGAUGUUAAAGAUCAGAUUGAAGCAACGGAACUGUUUCCAACGCGUGCUGAAGUGGAUGGUGCCAACUCUGCACGGAUGGGGAGACUUUCUGGCGAGAUAAUGAAGUUCAACGCAGUGGAUUCUGGGACAAUCCAGGACCCUCAACAUCGCGACAGACUAUUGGCAAACUGCAUGGCUCCUCCUGUGAUUCAGUUAAAGAAGGGCGCUCAAGUGAUGCUCAUUAAGAAUAUGGAGAAUUCGCUUGUCAAUGGCUCAAUUGGAAAAGUAGUAGCCUUCAUGAGUGAAGAUUACUUUGAUUCCUACAAGGAGAACGACACAAAUUUUACUAAUGACGCGACUGCAAGCGAUGAUGAGCAGGCGCAUCGAGCUAGGAAAAAGCUCAAACCUAUGGGGUACAAGGAGGCCCCUGCCUCAAUGGCUCGGAAAUGGCCGCUAGUAUCUUUUCUUCAGCCUGAUGGGUCUGAACGUCACUUAUUGUGUCAACCGGAGACGUGGAAAAUUGAGCUUCCCAACGGAGAAGUGCAAGCCCAGCGUCAACAAGUUCCGUUGAUACUGGCGUGGGCUCUGUCCAUACACAAGGCCCAGGGCCAGACUCUUCAACGUGUGAAAGUUGAUCUGGGCCGAGUGUUCGAAAAAGGCCAGGCUUAUGUUGCAUUGAGCCGAGCGGUGUCACAAGAGGGACUGCAGGUUACUCGAUUUGAGCCUCGCAAGGUGAUGGUGCAUCCGAAAGUGGUGGAAUUUUACUGCAAUCUCAUCACGAUCACAGAGGUCAACAAGCCCAAGUUGUCAAGCGCUCUGAACCCAGAUGAUUUUGAUGAUGAAGACUUUUGA
Molecule: messenger RNA, 2082 nt
Organism: Penicillium vulpinum
Lineage: Eukaryota; Fungi; Ascomycota; Eurotiomycetes; Eurotiales; Aspergillaceae
Product: DEAD/DEAH box helicase
Exons: 4
Coding region: 1-2082 (693 amino acids)
Biological process (GO): DNA repair; telomere maintenance
Molecular function (GO): ATP hydrolysis activity; DNA helicase activity
Source: RefSeq, a predicted model, not a curated record